AUGGCGACCGAUUCAAUGAAGCAUCUCGAAAAGGUUAUUGCUCACCCACUUGUUGGACCUGGAGUUAAAUGUCUUCGCCUCAUUCUUCCAUACUACCCCUCGGAAAUGGCCGACAGCCGUGUGGUGUUCAAGCAGGUUCAAAUUAAGCGUGAGAUUCGCCUAUGGGAAAGGACGUACCAGCCAGAAUACUACGUUGAGGACCUGCAAGUAAAGCUCGAUAGGGCGUAUGCUGCGUACAAAGAACUCCACAAGCAGCAAGAGGAGAUGAAGCAGAGCUUAGGGGAAAGUCUUACACGGCUAAUACGGAGGAUGCCUGGGAUAACGCAGUUGGAAAUCUAUGAUGAGCCGGUGACGGGAGGCCUCAAGAUUCUGGGCUGGAACGCAUCUCAGUCUCCCACUUCAGGAAAGAAAUUGAACACCUCUCUGGACUUCUACAAGGACGUUAUGGAUAACCUCACCGAGAGGUACACAGUUCCCUUCUUGAAGUGGGAAGACUAUGACUACCUGAAGGGCGACCACGUCCUGACAAUGGAGGACGUCGGUUUCGUGCGCAAGCUUUUGGUCUACCUUGGGACGGCCGGAAUCAAACUCACUCGACUUUCCAUCAAGCCAUCAGCGCCAAAGGACCUCUCAGGUUUCAAAUGCGAUGACGACGAGAAGACUGCUUUGCAAGCCCUCGCGGAAAAUCUCCAACACUUUCUUUUUUCGACAGGGAUACAAAAGGAGAACAAGCUCCGGUCGGGCAAGGAGCUGACGGCAGUCAGUUCAUUCAUGAGCCCACUCAGUCGAAUGCCGAACUUGCAAGUGCUUGCCGUGGACUUUGAGGGCAUGAUGAAGGCCAGGGCACGGUGCAGGCAGGCUUACAGGCAACGGCGAGGAAAGGUUGAGUCUCGCGCGUGCGUAUGUCCUACACAAGUGCAACGUUGUUGA
Molecule: messenger RNA, 930 nt
Organism: Colletotrichum aenigma
Lineage: Eukaryota; Fungi; Ascomycota; Sordariomycetes; Glomerellales; Glomerellaceae
Exons: 1
Coding region: 1-930 (309 amino acids)
Source: RefSeq, a predicted model, not a curated record